AUGCUUCUGGCAGCUCCAUUGGCACUUUUCAGCACAGCUGUGGAUCUUAGUUUGUCGUGGCAGCUUGCAGAGCUGGACCUGCGCAGGGUCUCAGUCCGGGCUGGCGCUGCUCCCUGGGCAGGAUGCUUCUACAACUUCCCAUCGGGCGCCCAGUACGCGCACGACUGCGCGGGCGUGGUGACGGGUGGUAGCUGCAACGUCUCCUGCGCCCCGGGGUGGGAGGGAAGCAGCUCUGUGCUCACUUGCUCUGCCGAUGGUGGUCUUUUCGGCACGUUCCCUUCUUGCUCCUUCGUCGUGGUGACGCAGACCCAGACAAGCACCGCCACGUCCACCAUGACCAUGACCACCACCAACACGGAUAUACUUUUUGAGAUUCGUGUUGCUGUCAUGGGACGCUUCAUGGUGACUGUGAACAGCUCGCAGGAGUUCAUGUCUGACUUGGUCGUGCUGGGCGCCUUUGCCAACGUGCUCGCCACAGUGAUCCGCGUGGACCCCGCACGGCUGUCCGUGUCCUUCGAAGGGGCGAGGCGCUUGGAGGGCUUCUCGCUGGAGGGGCCCAGGGCGCGACGACUCGCUGAGCUCGUGCAGGUCACCUACCAGACUUGGAUCAUGGGACAGACACAGGAAGAGGCAGACAGUCUCGGCAUGAACAUCAGCAUGUCCAUGAACUCCACCAGCCUCAGCCAAUUCAGUGACCUGCUUCUGGCGCAGCUUGGGUCCCAGAAGGGCCUGUACUACGCCCUGGACAUCCAGUCGCACAACGUGGACAUCACGGUGGGAAGCCGAAUCCAGGAGGUCGUUGCGAAGGCGAAGAAUGAGACCGCCUGCCCCGUUGUGAGCCUGCCGGCCCUCUCAGGCGGCGGUCAGUUCGACUGUCAGGAGCCGCUCUUCGCUGGAGAGACCUGCAACACGACCUGCGACUCAGGGAUGAUGGUUUCGGUGGCUUGCCUGGCUGACGGGACGUGGCUGUUGGAAUCGGACUGCCCGCUGCAGUUUCACGACCCGGUUCAGGCGGGCGUCGACCCGUUCCUCAUCGUCGUGUUGGGCUCAGCCCUUGGCUUGUGCUGCCUCGUCGCGGUCUGCGGCCUCAUCCUCUGCACGCGGCGCAGCGACAAGACGGCUCCGGAUUCCGAACCCAAGGAGGAGGCGCCUCCUUUGCCUCAGCCUCUGCCCUCAAUUUUGGAGCUGCCGAAGCAGGAUGACUUCGACACGAGCUUCUGGAACUGGGCCGAGAGGCAGUCGGCGUUUGACAACAAGAGAUACCCAAGCCCUUCGCGGCUAAAGUCAAGGAAGUGA
Messenger RNA from Symbiodinium natans, 1296 nucleotides. The record is from the annotation of a GenBank genome assembly. NCBI's taxonomy places the organism in Eukaryota, Dinophyceae, Suessiales, Symbiodiniaceae.